ACCCUUUCCUUCUUUUCAUCCCCUUUCCAGAGUCUCAAGCAUCGCUGUGCGAUCGCCUCUGUUUUCUAUUCUUCAUUCACCUUUUCCAUUCUUUUUGUAAAAUUAUCUUUUACUCUCUUUUUUUGCUUUUAUACCAUCAUUUCAAACAUCAACAACCGAAAAUGAAGUCCUCACUCGCAGCCUCUGUUCUCCUAGCUGUUGUAGCUGAAGCCCGUUUUGGUCAAGAACAGGGCAACGGUGCCAUCACUGCUAUUGGCGCAUUGACAAACCUGGGCCAGCCCGGCCAGGCUGCCACUCUCGCUGGAGGCUCGAUCCAGUUCCUUCUUGCUGCCGCCAACCCCUGUGGAAAGCUCACCCAGGCCGAUCUUAUCCUGAGCGAGCUCGGAACCAGUGACGCUGCUGUUGCCGCUGCCCGCGGACUGGUUGCUGCUGAGCAAAACUUCAACCCCUUUGUCGUCAGCGUGCCUUCUAUCUGUGGUGAUGCUACGCUGCCAAAGUCUGCCCAGCUCCGAGGUGUCGUUCCUCUGAUCGACCCUGCGGUGACUGGCUCGGAUCUUGAGAACAAGAACGCCAACGCCUCCAAGACGACGCCCUUUGCGGCUGAUGGCCUCAGUGUGGCUCAGGUCAUGAUUAACCAGGGAUUCUCCAACUUUACCAUUGUCAACUCGGACGGCUCUAAGCAGCAAGCCUCGGGAGAUUCAGCCGCAGCAGCUCCGUCCAGCUCACAGGCUGCCAAUGUUGCGGCGGCAAAGACGACUGCUCUGGCUGUUACCGCGGUUCAGUCAGAGGGAUGCGGAAUCCCCACCACCAUGGUUACCAUCACCAGGACUGCUAUUAUCUCUCAGACUGCCGCAGCUUCCAAUGUUGCUGCUGCUACCAGCGCUGCUGCUGCUUCUGGAUCUGCAGCAUCUUCUGGAGCUUCUUCUGACACAAACAAUGCCUCAGCUGGCACCUGUACCGGCGGCGGCAGCACUCUGGCAUGCUCCUCUCCCUCCAACGGCGCUGGUGCCGUCAAGAACGCCGUCACCGGUAACUUUGACGGCUUCGUCAAGUCUACCAUUGCCGGUCUUGAUUUCGGUCUCUGCGUGCCCACCAUGAAGUUUGAGGCCGGCCUCGAUGGCCGCAAGGACACCGAGUUCACCUUCCAGGCCAUUGAUCCCCUUGUCAACAAGGGCCAGGAGGAGGCUCUCAACCCCAACAUCAUCACCAACCGAAUCCACGACCAGCUGACCAACGUCUGUGGAGCCAACGCCGCCGCCAAGGCUGCUGCUGCAGAUGCUCAGACCAAGAUCUCUGCUCUGGGUACCAAGAACGCUGAUACUGCCAACACCUGGAACUCCCUUCUUGGUUUUGCCAACACCAACAUCAACCCCGACAACGCUCCUGUUGCCGGCCUUGUUGGACACACCUAAGAUGGGAAAGACUGUCUAUGAGGAUUUUUCACGCUUGCUCUAAGAGGUGGUGGAAAAUGUGUAUAAAAGCUUAUUAUUCUUUGUAAAGUAGAUUUUUGAGAGAUGACCAAAAAAAUUAAUAAAAGCAAAAUAAAUUCAAUGCAAUGCACGGCCAUUAUCCA
Molecule: messenger RNA, 1573 nt
Organism: Trichoderma atroviride IMI 206040
Lineage: Eukaryota; Fungi; Ascomycota; Sordariomycetes; Hypocreales; Hypocreaceae
Source: RefSeq, a predicted model, not a curated record